AAAUGAAUAUGACUUGCCAUAGUACUCACCUCUGCAAUUAUUGACCUCAGAGAGCUUGGGUCUUGAUAAUUAUAUGAAUUCGCUUGUAUGAUAAAUUAACUGGCGUUUUUUUAUUAUCUUAUAUGUACAGGUGAAAAAAAGAGCCCACUUGUUAAAGGUCUCAUCCCUCCUGGCGUUUUUCUUCUUGUUGUAUUUGUCAUAGCUACAUAUUUUGCCCACAGAUCCAAAAUUUUAAAGAAAGAGGAUCAACUAAAGGUUGAAAGAUUUUUAGAGAACUACAGAGCUCUCAAGCCUACAAGGUACACAUAUGCGGAGAUAAAGAAAAUUACUCAUAAUUUGAAGGACAAACUAGGCCAAGGAGGUUAUGGAACUGUUUUCAAGGGAGAGCUCUCCAAUGAUGUGCCUAUUGCAGCCAAGAUCCUCAACAACUUCACAGGAAAUGGUGACGACUUCAUCAAUGAAGUGGGAACGAUAGGUACGAUCCACCAUGUCAAUGUGGUUCGCUUGGUUGGAUAUUGUGCUGACGGGUAUAAAAAGGCUCUUGUUUACGAGUACAUGCCCAAUGAUUGUCUAGAGAAGGUCAUAUCAUCUGAUCAUAAAAAAACUUCACUUGGUUGGGAGAAACUCCAAGAUAUUGCUCUUGGCAUAGCCAAAGGAAUUGAUUAUCUUCACCAAGGGUGUGAUCAAAGAAUCCUUCAUUUCGAUAUUAAGCCUCAUAACAUCUUGUUAGACAAAAAUUUCAUCCCAAAAAUCUCUGAUUUUGGGCUAGCCAAGUUGUGCUCGAAAGAACAAAGCAUCGUAUCCAUGACAGCUGCUAGAGGAACCGUGGGUUAUAUUGCACCAGAGGUGUUCUCUAGAAACUUCGGUAAUGUGUCACACAAGUCAGAUGUCUAUAGUUUUGGAAUGUUGUUGCUUGAAAUGGUUGGAGGGAGGAAGAAGAACAUUGAUGUUCGUACAGAAGAAAAUAGUGAAGUUUACUUUCCUGAAUGGAUUUAUAAUCGUUUAAAUCGCGAAGAAGUAAAUAACAAUGAAGUUGAGGAAGGUGGAGAUGCCAAGAUUGUUAAGAAGCUAACAAUUGUAGGACUUUGGUGCAUUCAGUGGUACCCAGGAGACCGACCCUCAAUGAAAGCUGUGGUUCAAAUGCUCGAGGGAGAUGGAAAGACUUUGGCCAUGCCCCCAAAUCCCUUUUCUACCACCAGUCAGUCAAUUACAAGGGGAAACAUGGGCGGAAGGCAUUUUAGCAGUGUGUUAGAGAUCAUUUCUGAAACCGAUUGAGAGAAGUGUUGCUCAAUAAUUGGUUGGUGUUUUUAGGAGAGUCUAAUGCACUGUCUUUUGUUUGUAAGUAUCAUGAUAGAAGUUUGUACUCAUCUACUGUUGUAUCCUUAAUCCAAUAAUAUUUACGAGCGAUAGAAUAAACUCGAGAUUGCUUUUUCGAAGUUA
Rhododendron vialii is the source of this 1440-nucleotide messenger RNA. Its product is annotated as rust resistance kinase Lr10-like. Gene Ontology annotation, biological process: protein phosphorylation. The transcript is spliced from 2 exons. Gene Ontology annotation, molecular function: ATP binding; protein kinase activity. NCBI's taxonomy places the organism in Eukaryota, Viridiplantae, Streptophyta, Magnoliopsida, Ericales, Ericaceae. The record is from RefSeq and is a predicted model, not a curated record. The coding region runs from base 556 to 1275 and encodes 239 amino acids.